AUGAGGUCUUCUUCCUAUCAUUCUCGAUACUUCUCCAAUCAUUCUCCUUCCUUACAUGCUUCGACAGGAUCAGCCGCGGUACCAAGCCCGGCAUUUACCCAUCAUCACACAGCUCCUCUUCACCAAUUCAAUCAUCCAGAACAAGAGCGAGUACAAAAUGAACUCCAAUACGGGAGCCAGUCUCAAUACAGGCACAAUUCGCAUUAUCAUAGCCACAGUACGACUGCUCAGACAUCUUCGCAACAUGUAUAUGCCGCUAUAACACAACAAGCACCAGAUGAACCAUUCCUGUCCAAAUCACCGUAUAGCAAUGUUGAACAAGCUGGGAAAGACAUCCUUCGGUCCGCUCGGCAGAAACUCGAUGCGAGGCGGAAAGCUAGACCAAUAUCUGUAGAGCAAAAGACUUCAUCUACGUUGAUACCAAAUGCAUUGGUGAUGAAAUCACCGUCUGUUGGUGAUAUCAAACGACAACUGUGGAGUGACGAUGAAAAGUUACAGAGUUCACCAGUGACAAAACUCCAUCAUUCUACGGCAACACAACCACCAACACAACAUGCUGAUCAGAAUAGUAUCCAAACAAGCGAAUCGGCAUCGCUGAGUCUGCGAAGUUAUAGAUCUCUAUCCCCAUCAAGAGUUCACACCAACGUUAUGGAUCGAAGCUAUGACUCUGUCGAUGCCAAGUCUACAACACAAACUACUCCUACUACAAGUACUGACAGCGGGCGUGGACGUGGAGGGCCGCUUUUUCAUUCCAAAUAUUAUGCUGCUGCGAGAGCUGCACGAUUGCGGGACCAGAAAGAGCAAGAACAACAAAGGUCUCGAUCCAGUUCAAUACCUGCGGUGUCAUUGGGUAAAGAAAGUGCGUCGAAACUUCCAACUCGUCAGCCCAGCCCCCCGCGUUCCCAUGCACCGAGAUCAAGAUCUCUUUCAAGAUCGUUUUCAUCAACAAACAAAAACGGUGCAUCGGAACAGCAAGAAACUGCUCCAGCGCAUCAGAACAGUCACUUGGGUUCAAAUUCAAAACGAUCUCGAUCUCUCUCCAGAUCAUUCCCGCCGACCAAGGAAAGCAUUUCAUCAACUUGUGCAAAACAACACGCGACAAUAACCUCCCGCCAGGCGAGCACCUCAUUGCGAACUUCUCCGCUAAGGGCUCGAUAUAUAUCUAGGUCAUUCUCAUCGACGAACGAGACUGCAGCAUCAACAAGGACAGUAGAUUCGAAGCAACACGCGAAUAAUAUACCCACUCGCCACACUAGCCCCUUACCAACGUCACAACGCAAUUCGCACAGCAUGCCACCGCGAAAGAAGUCCGAGCAGGCCAAGGUUGCCAAGGUCCCGAGCUCACCGCAAACCCACAUGUCCAGUAACAGUCCCAGGUCUGCCUCAUCUAGUUCAACCACGGAGAAGGAACACCGCCUCAAAGGGAGCUCCCCUAACGGAACUUCUAUCCUUGCAAGGGGGAGACUCGCAAAUAUGGCACUUGAAAAGGGCUUAGCAAAUAGGAACGGGAGAUCUCGAUCACCAUUCAUUGAGAAGCGGAUGCGUUCGUUUUCUCGUGAUCGUGAGCAGAACGAGCUCAAGCUGUCACCGGAACAGAGGCCGCAACAAACCGUUGAACAGCAACAUUUUGUUGAAGCAGGGCAAGGGGCUUCAGACAGAACCCAACCGUUGCAGACGUAUGGGGCAAGCUCGAGCAUGCAAGGAGCUGAAAAGACUACAAAACCCAAAGUUGCGUCUGCGCGUGGAGAACGUUCCAGCAUUGCAGCCUUUUGGAAUGGUAAAAUCAAUCGAGUGACCUCGAGUCCGAGAGGAUCGACUGAAAGCCCACAGAAACGUCCAACGAGGCAGAAAGAGGAGAAAGAAAAAGAAAUCAAUUCCACUGAAUCCAAACCUUCCAGCUUGGAUCUCAUGGCCAAACUUAAUGCAGUUGAUCGUCAAAAUCCAGCACAAGCUUUGGCUCAAAUUGACUUCAUUUUGCGAGAAGAAGGUCGAAUGAACUCGUUUGAACCCAUUUUGAUCAAUCCCAAUGUUGGAAAUGAUGACGACUCGGCAGGGACAACGAUAUCAUCCCUCACAAAUCCGGAUUAUAGAGAUUGGCAAAUUCAGCAGCAAAUGCGUGCAAAUCAGAAUGUUCCGAAUCAGAUCGCACCUACUACCGCAGUUUCUUCGUUUCGACGCCCGCGCCCAUCGCAUUUGCAGAACUACAAUCCCAACAGUUUUUCAAAGGAAAAAUCAAAUCCCCUUUUCACCAAUCAUCAAAAGCAGCCACAGCCCGUUGCAACAACGACUUUAGAAAAGCAAAAAGCUAAACAAAUGGCAAAGCUUGCGAACACUUCCAGGGAAGCGAAAACCAUUAUCUACAGUACUACGGUCAAUCAAGAAACAACCCUUCAGGAUUCCACUAGCUCUCCACUUCCAAGGCCAUCGUCACUGCCUACGCAACGUUCGCAUCCGUGGGAUGGCGACGCACCUGAUACUGAAUCUAUCCCAGUCAGUGUCCCACCGAUUGAAGAAAGAGUUGCGACUAUUGAUGCACAUACCGAAUUCAAAAGGCAAGAGCAAACGAUGCGUAGUCGAAGCACAGUUCCUGCCAAGACUCCUAGAGUGGAGACCAAUUCAGGCUCAUCAGGUCUGGCCGAUAAUGAUUUCAAUAUUAAUGCGAAGACAGGUGAUUUGACUGCAAAGCAGUCAAACAAGAAAGUCUCGACUCCAAGAAUCACUCCCCAACAGUAUGCGAAUUCGCGAAAGAUUUCAGAUAACUUUGACACAGCAUGGGCCUUGAUGCCAGAUAGUGGCUUUGCGCCUGUGGGCAGCCCAAAAGGACGACAGGGACGGGGUUCACAAUCAUCGAGAACCUCUCGCACCCUAGACUUAAAUACCUCGUUUGAUGCUUCCAGCAAUGCCACCCGAUCCUAUCAUUCUCGGUCAUUGUCCAUUCCAGAAGACGGUGAUAGCGAAGGAGUGAAUGGAGAAAGGUUUUCGAUUGAAGUCUCGCUGUACAAUCCAGAUCCAAACACUCCAAAUAAGGGGGGCAGCAAACCCAAGUCUCGGAAAAGAGGAUUUCUUCGAUCAUUGGUACGGCGGCAAAAUGGAAAGAAAGGAACCACUUCUUCAACGAACAGCGAGUCGCAGAAUAGUACAGGAAUGUAUUCUGGGUCACAGUCAAGUUCUGCUGCACAAUCUCGUUCAGCACCGGGUAGCAUGAAUUCUGGGCGAAGCUCUUCAGUUGUUUCCCCGCCUUCUAUCCGCAAUGAAUCUCGACAGAGAAGUCGAUCGACGGCCCCUAGUAAACCUUCAUCUCCGGCUCCAUCGCAAACAGCGCAGUCUGAUGGUUCAAUCGAUGGGUUUCGGACAGCUAGUAUGGCUAAAAAAUACAGCCGCGUAAUGAGACUGUAUGACGAUGAUUGA
Molecule: messenger RNA, 3408 nt
Organism: Cylindrotheca closterium
Lineage: Eukaryota; Bacillariophyta; Bacillariophyceae; Bacillariales; Bacillariaceae
Source: the annotation of a GenBank genome assembly